AUGCGCGAGUUACACGAUGAGGACGAAGAACGUUUCGUGGAGAUAGUAGAAGAAGAUGAUGAACAAGAUACAGGGAAUCAAGCCCCCAAGGAGAGAAAAAAGAGCAACUCACCCGCAGAGGGAGAGCCUUUUGUGGAAGUUAUGGAGGAAGAUAAUGAUGAAGAAUUGAAUCUGAUGAGAAAGCAAGAGCUGCGCCUGGAAAUUCGCCGAAUAGAGCAAGAAGUGAAAGACUGGAGAAUCCUGAUUGAA
Cylicostephanus goldi is the source of this 249-nucleotide messenger RNA. Lineage: Eukaryota; Metazoa; Nematoda; Chromadorea; Rhabditida; Strongylidae. The record is from the annotation of a GenBank genome assembly.